GAAAAAUAAAUUGUGCGGUAAUGAGGCUCUCCAACAACAUAUGCGGUUAUGCGGGCUUAAUAAACCGAUUUUACCAGUUAUGCCGGAGGAGGGAGAAGUGCUCAAGUUUAAGGGAGGGGGCAACAUGCAGCGUCAUCCAUUUGUGAUAUACGCUGAUUUUGAAGCCCUACUCAAAAAACAGACGGAGCGGGUGGGGGCGAGCACUGACGGGAUACACGCACAUCAUCCGAUGAGCUACGGGUACUUUGUCAAGGCGGCGGUAGACGUACCCGUAGCGCUGAUGGAAAAAUACGACAUACCACAAACGCCGGUCGUAUACCGCGGCUCGGAAUCGCGUUACGAGGUGGCUAAACACUUUAUCGCCAGUGUGACUGCGCUCACUAUCAGGUUGGGGAACCUGCUGAAGGCGACUAAUGUGUCGAUUUCGAUGGGUGUGGAGGAGUUACGUGCUCAUAACGCGAAGAGUGUGUGCGAUAUGUUCGAUAACGGUGAUCCCCAACACCGAGGAGAACUACAUCUCGUUCUCGAAGCGCGUCAUGCCCGACUUCAGUGUAAGGUUCUUGGACUCGUGUCGGUUCAUGGCUUCGAGCCUGGCCGAGUUGGCCGGGAACCUCCUCACGAGACCCGGCGACUUUGA
Messenger RNA from Melanaphis sacchari, 637 nucleotides. RefSeq lists its product as uncharacterized. The transcript has 2 exons. NCBI's taxonomy places the organism in Eukaryota, Metazoa, Arthropoda, Insecta, Hemiptera, Aphididae. Bases 41 to 637 code for a protein of 198 amino acids. The record is from RefSeq and is a predicted model, not a curated record.